CAUGGGAUUGGUUUCGUUGCCCUCAACUUCAUAUAGCUCCCGUCUCUCUAUAAUUAUCACUAGCAUCGCCCCCUUCGUCCGCCUCUCUUCCUCUUUCUCACUCUCCACCGGAGAUAACUUUUGCCAACUCCUGGCCUUCACCGGCAUUUGCCUUCGUCCCCAAACGACCUCAAUUUAAAUUUCAAAUCCGUUUCACAGAUACCAACGCCAGAGAAUUCGAAGAGCUAUACGAAUCAAACUAGAGGCGUGCAACUCAAGAAUCGAACAUACCAUAACCCGCCGCCAUAGGAGUAGGGUUGGAGCUCAAACCCUCAUUUAUUCUUCGCUUCUGAUAAUAAACACCGCAGUUGGAACACUCGAUUAACAGCAAAAGAUCAUGUUACAAAACAAGUCAUUCGUGCGAAAAACGAAACAAGGGAAAGUUAUCAAGGUGGUCAGAGAACAUUACCUUAGAGAUGAUAUAUACUGUGGGGCUUCGUUUUGCCAAAAUUGUGAUACAAAAAGCGCUCGUUUCAGCUCCCCUGACUCCACAAUCCUUGUUGUUGAUACUAAUGUUGUUCUGAAUCAGAUUGAUUUGCUUGAAAAUCCAGCAAUUGACGAUGUUGUGGUGCUCUCUGUGGUACUGGAAGAAGUCAAGAACAAGAAUCUUGCAGUUUACAACAGAUUGAGAGCCUUAUGUAGCAACACCUUAAGAAGAUUCUUUGUAUUUUCUAAUGAACACCAUAAAGACACAUAUGUGAAGGGUAUGGCAGGAGAAAGUCCAAAUGAUCGCAAUGACAGAGCUAUUAGGGUAGCAGCACAGUGGUACAAGAACCAUCUUGGUGGGCCCACAAGAGUUUUAAUGAUCACAAAUGACAGAGAAAACAAAAGAAAAGCCACUGAAGAAGGAAUUUCAGCAGAUACAAUCGAGUCAUAUGUGAAAUCACUAAAUCAACCAGCUCUUCUUGACCUUCUUGUUCAACCUCAUUUCUCUGAGGAUAUGGAAAUUGAAGACUUAAGGCCUUCAAAGAAGAAAGUCAUAUAUACCGAGCAUAAACCCAUGUCAGAAAUUACAUCUGGAAUCCGAUGUGGAAUAUAUCAUCAAGGAAAACUUCGAGUCAACCGAUAUAAUCCAUUUGAAGCAUACGUUGGAAGUGAAAGUAUUGGUGAUGAAAUAAUAAUAUUUGGGCGUGGAAACAUGAACAGAGCUUUUGAUGGAGAUGUUGUAGCUGUUGAACUUUUACCUCAAGAUCAAUGGCAUACUGAAAAAUCCCUUUCCAUAGCUGAGGAAGAUGAUGAAGAAGAUGACUCCAUUCACCUCGCACCCAACAGUGCAGAUGAUGCUCCAAGAAUUACAAAUUUGCCACAAGGGUCCUCCAUAAAUUCCAAUAUUGCCCCUUCUCGUCCUUCUGGACGCGUUGUUGGGAUUAUAAAGCGCAAUUGGCAUGCAUAUUGUGGAUCUUUGGAGCCUAUGGCUAUGCCAGCUGGCAAUGCGGGAAUUGCACAUGCUUUAUUUGUUUCCAAGGAUCGGAGGUUUCCUAAGAUAAGAAUCCAAACAAGACAACUUGGGAAUCUUCUAGAUAAAAGGAUUAUUGUUUCUGUUGAUACUUGGGAUUGUCAAUCCAAAUACCCUUCUGGUCAUUAUGUUCGUACAAUAGGAGAUAUUGGAGAUCGGGAAACCGAAACAGAGGUUGUGUUAAUAGAGAAUGAUAUAGAUGCAAGACCGUUUUCUGCUCAAGUGUUAUCAUGUUUACCACCAUUACCUUGGUCAGUAUCCCCUGAAGAUCUGUCAAAUCCAAUAAGACAGGAUUUGAGGCAUUUAAGAAUAUUUAGUGUGGAUCCUCCAGGAUGUAAGGAUAUUGAUGAUGCAUUAAACUGUACUUUGCUUCCAAAUGGGAACUUUGAAGUUGGAGUUCAUAUUGCUGAUGUCACGAAUUUUGUCCACCCUGGCACACCACUUGAUAGUGAAGCUACACAAAGAGGAACUUCUACUUACCUUGUUGAACGCCGUAUAGACAUGCUUCCCAAACCUCUUACAGAAGAUAUAUGUUCUCUUCGUGCUGAUGUGGAGAGACUCGCCUUUUCUGUUAUAUGGGAAAUGACUCCUGAAGCACAUGUUAUAUCUACUAGAUACACAAAGAGUGUCAUCAAGUCAUGUGCUGCUUUGUCAUAUGUUGAAGCUCAAGCAAGAAUGGAUGACAGCCGACUUAUGGAUCCAGUAACUAUAGAUUUGCGAAAUAUGAAUACUUUAGCAAAGAUAAUGAGGCAAAGGCGUAUUGAAAGAGGAGCCAUAACUCUUGCUUCUGCAGAAGUCAAAUUCCAAGUUGACACAGAGACUCAUGAUCCUCUUGAUAUUGGCAUGUAUCAAAUUCGAGAAGCAAACCAAAUGGUUGAAGAGUUUAUGCUUGCUGCCAAUGUUUCAGUUGCUGAACAAAUCCUUAAAAGCUUCCCUCAGUGUUCCCUCUUAAGGCGACAUCCUAGUCCAACAAAAGAAAUGCUCGAACCUUUAUUACGCACUGCUGCUUCUGUUGGCCUUGACCUUGAUGUCUCAUCAUCCAAAUCACUUGCUGACUCACUUGACCAGGCUGUGGGUGAUGAUCCAUACUUCAAUAAAUUGAUCCGUAUCCUAGCAACUAGAUGUAUGACACAGGCUGUUUACUUCUGUAGUGGGGAUCUUAGCCCCCCGGAGUUUCACCAUUAUGGGCUUGCUGCACCUUUAUAUACACAUUUCACCUCACCAAUUAGAAGAUAUGCAGAUGUGAUAGUGCACAGAUUGCUUGCUGCAUCUUUAGGGAUAUACAAACUGCCAACCAUAUUCCAAGAUAGACCACAACUCACUAGCAUUGCCGACAAUCUAAAUUAUCGACAUAGAAAUGCUCAGAUGGCAAGUCGCUCCUCUAUUGAGCUUCAUACCAUUAUAUUUUUCAGAAAAAGGCCUACUGACACUGAAGCUAGAAUUGUGAAGAUAAGAGCGAAUGGAUUUAUUGUUUUUGUGCCAAAGUAUGGUAUUGAAGGACCUGUGUACUUGACAAUGAGAGGUGAGAAAGGAGGUGGAGAAUGGGUGGUGGAUGAACAGCAACAGAAGAUCAAAAAGACUGAUGGAUCAAUUGCUUAUGGUGUUCUUCAAACUGUACAAAUCCACAUGGAAGUUGUUGAACCACAACCCAAUCGCCCUAAACUUCAACUCAGUCUUAUUUAACAAUUAUAAUAAUUUAAACUCUGUUUGUUUUAUACUUUUAUAUAAUACUACUUUUAGCUUGUAUUAAGAUUGCAGUAGAGAUAUUAGGACAUACACGCAGUUUUCUACUUGUCAAUGGAUUUUGAGAAUGAUUGUUUAUUUUUAUGUAACAUGAAAAAGGAUAUUUUUUGAGUG
This is a messenger RNA of Lactuca virosa, 3352 nucleotides long. The record is from the annotation of a GenBank genome assembly. NCBI's taxonomy places the organism in Eukaryota, Viridiplantae, Streptophyta, Magnoliopsida, Asterales, Asteraceae.